AUGCCUUUAAUCGCCUCUGCACCACGAGGCCGCAUCAUCCUAGGUCUGAUGACCUUUGGACCCGAUGAGAAAGCUGGUGCUCGGAUUACCGACAUCAACGAGUUCAACAGGGUACUCGAUACCUUCCAGUCCCGUGGCUACAAUGAGGUUGACACGGCUCGAGUCUACAUUGCCAGCCAGCAGGAGGCCUUCACCCGACAAACAAAGUGGAAGGAGCGCGGUCUCACGCUGGCUACCAAGUUCAAGUAUCCUUCUGAGGCCGGCGCUAAUCAGGCUGCUAAGGUAGUCGAGAGUUUGGAGACGAGUCUCAAAGAGCUGGGGACUGAUAGCGUAGAUAUCAUCUACCUCCACGCAGCCGAUCGUGCGACACCCUUCGCUGAGACGCUUGAAGCAGUAGACAAGCUACACAAGGCGGGCAAAUUCGUACGAUUCGGCAUUUCUAACUUUACAGCUGCGGAGGUGGCCGAGGUGGUUCUGACUUGCAAGUACAAUAAUUGGGUACGGCCGACCGUCUACCAGGGCAUGUACAACGCUAUCACGCGGGGUAUUGAGCCGGAGCUGAUUCCGGCAUGUCGGCGGUACGGGCUAGACAUCGUAGUAUACAACCCGAUCGCCGGCGGCUUGUUCAGCGGUAAAAUUAAGAGCGUAGAUAUCGACCCAGCCGAUUUCAGCCGUUUCAGCACAAAAGCCAGCACGGGUGCCAACUACCGUCAACGAUACUUCAAGGAGAGCACGUUCAAGGCCCUGCAGACGAUAGAGAAAGCAAUCGAGAAACACGCUGGAUUAACGCUGAUCGAGGUGGCGCUGCGGUGGGUAGUGCACCACAGUCAGCUCAAGAUUAACGGCGGCAACGACGGUAUCCUGAUCGGAAUCAGCUCUCACGACCAGCUCGUGAGCAAUCUGGAUAACUUGGAGAAAGGUCCGCUUCCAGAGGAUGUGGUGGUGGCGCUAGAUGAGGCAUGGAUGAUUGCAAAAGCGGACGCGCCCAACUACUGGCAUAAGGACCUCGUGUACACGUACGAUACACGAGAGGCGCUGUUCGGAGCCGAUGCGAACAAUAUUCGCUUGUCCAGCAUACCGGCUCGCUUAAAACCGACGUCGCAAUAUUCGAAAGCCGAACCAUCACCGCUGUUAUCCGCCAGUUCCUUCGGGUCCAGCGUUGAAGAUUACAUCGGAAGUGGCACCGACACCGUAGGAGGUAGAACCCCGGUCUUCGGCAGGCGAUUAUCUUUCGUCCAGGAAGACGACGAGGCCUCGGAUAUCACACAUCUUCGUAGCCCUCAUAGAUUCGAUAUAGACUACUCUGAAUACUCGGACGACGACGACGCAUUCCUCCGUCCGUCUGACGGUCGAUCUGCUACACCGCUUCUAAAGAAAUCAGACGACGAUGAUCGCGGUAGGACACGAUAUAACAACUCGCGGCCGACAUCACCUCUCCCGAUACCCGCUGUUUCUACACCAGCCUCCGACCGACCAACCUUUAGCCGCCGCUCCACCAUGAGAUCUCGGUCUCCGGAUACCCAAGCGCGGAUGGCAGUGCGCAAGAAGUACACGUAUGCAGCCAUCUUCCUGGCCGUCUCGUUAGUAUCCUUCUGCGUGCAGACGGAGCUGGGACGGUACGUGCAGCACGAGCUUGGUUGGGACAAGGCUUACUGCAUGUUAUAUCUUACACACGGGUCGUGGGCCUUACUUUGGCCCGCCCAACUACUUAUCCUACGGGUGCAAAAGUGGAACGUGCCGUGGCCAACCUUCUGGAGACGGCACGUCUACUUGUUGCGCUCAACAGCGCAUAUGGUCGCACAUCAGGAACUCGACAUCCCCCGGCAUGUUGUCCAGCGCAGUCCAAUACCCUACAUCUUGCGCACCACUGCGUUUGUUACCACUUCUUUAACAGUCGCAGGCCUAACUUGGUACGUUGCCGUCAGCAUGACUACCCCCAGCGACUUAACUGCCAUCUAUAACUGUUCUGCAUUCUUCGCCUACGCUUUCAGCGUACCCCUACUGAAGGAGAAGUUGCGCCUCGACAAGUCGGUUGCGGUGCUGAUCGCCAUUGUUGGCGUCAUGGUUGUUGCCUAUGGCGACUCUAAAUCUGGCGCGGGAGUUGAUAAAGAAGCAGAAACUGAGGCUGGCACGCGAUUACUCGGCAACAUGAUCAUCGGCGUGGGGAGCGUGCUGUACGGGCUCUAUGAGGUGUUAUAUAAGCGAUACGCUUGCCCACCCGAGGGUACGUCGGCAACGCGGGGCAUGAUCUUCGCCAAUGCGUUUGGAAGUUGUAUCGGGGCCUUCACACUUUUGGUGCUAUGGAUUCCUUUGCCGAUUCUCCAUAUUCUCGGCUGGGAAACCUUUGAGCUGCCCACUGGCGCGGCGGCAUUCUAUCUCUUCGUGUCGGUGAUCAUGAAUGCGACAUUUGCAGGCAGCUUCCUAGUGCUAAUCUCAUUAACGAGUCCCGUGUUGAGUAGUGUUGCUGCGCUGCUGACAAUUUUCAUCGUGGCACUGGCUGACUGGAUUAUCACGGGAGAGGGUAUGAGUCCAUCAGCUCUAAGCGGUGGGUGCCUGAUCGUGGUAGCAUUCGUGAUGCUAAGCUGGAGCACCUGGCGCGAAAUGACAGAAGACGCAGAGCGCAAGGCGGCUGUGGAUGUUGCCGGUCCGAUCGACUGGAGUAGUGAGGACAGCGAUAAGGAUGCUAGCCGGUUGGAUUAG
Molecule: messenger RNA, 2700 nt
Organism: Daldinia decipiens
Lineage: Eukaryota; Fungi; Ascomycota; Sordariomycetes; Xylariales; Hypoxylaceae
Product: NADP-dependent oxidoreductase domain-containing protein
Exons: 4
Coding region: 1-2700 (899 amino acids)
Source: RefSeq, a predicted model, not a curated record